AUGGAACCUAGAAAUACAGAAUCUAGAAUCAUGGAAGAAAACUCUGAGGGAGUUAUUAAAAAUUGUGAAAUAAGUAUGGCUAAUAUUAAAGACCAACUUAUGGGAUUUAAUUUGAAUAAGUUGAAAAACUUGAGUAAGGACCUAAAGGUCAGAAAUGUUGGUAAAACAAAGAAAGAAAUUGUUGAUAAAAUUUUGGUUUCAAUUAUUUCAAAAGAAGAUGAAGAAAUGUUAAAAAGGUAUAUAUGUGAAGAUAAUAUACCAUUAACAGAGUCAUAUACUGAAGAUUCAGAAGUAGACAGUCUCCAGCAACGCAUUCGUGAACUAGAACAAAAAGUUUUGGAAUUAUCAGUUGAGAAAAAGGUUGAGAAGAAAGAUGAAAAUAGGGCUUUAUUAGAAAUGAUAAAAGAAUCACAGUUUACUAUACUUACUAUGAUGAAAAUGUUACAAGGAAAACCAGAAAAUUCUAACAUGAGGAAAUGUGAAGUUCCUUUAAUUAUAUUCUCAAACACUGAAGAAAAUAUAUCAUCACAUAUUAUGGCAAUAGAACGCCAUAUGGAAUUCAGAAACAUUUAUACAGAUAAGGAUAAAGUUUUAUUUUUAAUGAUGACAUUGUCACCUCCAAUUGCUGCGGAAAUUGAUAAAGUUUUGGGAUCCAAUUAUACAUAUGAGAUUCUUAAAAAUUAUUUAUUAAUUACAUAUAAUGGCAUGGCAGCUCAGGUGAAAAAUAGAAGUGAAAUUAUGUAUUUUAAAUUAAAUUUUGGAAAAGAUUUGGGAGAUCAAUUAGUAAAUUUUGUCCAGAAAAUAAAUGUUGCUUAUAAAGGAUUACCAGAAGAUGAAUUAUUACAAACGCAGUUGAGAUAUAUUAGAAAUCUAAUAACAGAUAAAAAUUCAAAACUUUUUUAUUUUUUGUUGACAGCGAAACCAACAAAUAUAUAUGAAUUUAUAAGAGAAAUGCAGGCUGUACAUGAAUUAGAUAUGAGUUUUAAAUCAAACUCUAAAGUUAUGAAUAAGAAAAAGGAUUCUUAUAAAGAUAAAGUUUGUCAUAAUUGCAAUAAGAAAGGACAUAUUGCUCGUUUUUGUAAAGCUGAAAAAGUUAAAGAAAAGGCUUCAUCUUCAAAUGCUACAAAGAAAGUUUCAGUAAUAAAUGAAGAUCAAGAAAAUUAUGAGGAAGUGGUAAAUCAUUAUAUUAUUAAGGAUGAGGAGGAUGAAGAAACACUUCAGAAGGGAGUGGUGUAUCAAGUUAAAGAAAGAAAACCCAAGUUAGAGCCUAAGAAGUAUCAACAUAUAAUUUUGCAAAUAAAUGAUAAAAUUGGUAAAGGAUUUGUUGAUAGUGGUUCAGGAAUUACAUUUGUGGCGAAUAGAAUGAUUCCUAAAGAAAAGGUCUGUGAAGUGAAUCCAUUAAAAGUUAGAAUGGCUAAUGGAUCAGUUAUGAUAUUGAAUAAAGAAAGCAAUGUUUUGCUUAACUUCUUAAAUGGAGAAGAACUUAAAACAAAAGUUUUUGUUAUACCAGAUGAAAUUAUGAAAUAUGAAGAUAUUCUCAUAGGGGAGGAUGUUAUGAUGCAAUGUGGUUUAUCAAUAUCAUAUGAUGGUGAAAAAUUGGUUAGUAUUAAUAACAAAAAAUGUAUUUCUUAUGGCAAUGAUGAUAUAAAAGAAACUAUUGUUAAAAAGGUUAAGGUUACUAAUGAUUGUGAAGAUAUUAAAACAAAAGUUUUUAAAGAAUACAAAGAUUUGAUUCCUAAGUCUAAGUAUGAUGUAGGAAAAGGAAUUUUAGAAUGUGCCAACAUAGAAAUUUUGGAUAAGAAAGAUGAUUUUAAACCACCUUCUUAUGGACUACCUUUGGCUUAUAAACAACGUAUUUAUAAGGAAUUUAAAGAAAUGGAAGCUAAUGGAAUUGUGGAAGAAAGACUUGCUAAAUUUAUUCAUCCUUUAGUAGUUAUUCCGAAAAAAGAUGGGGAAUUGAGAAUUUGUGGAGAUUUUAGAUAUAUAAACCAUUAUACCAAGUCAAUGUUUUUACCAGCAAAUAAGCCUUAUGAAUAUGUAUAUGGGAUGAGCGGUUAUAAAUGGUAUAGCAAAAUAGAUUUGAAAAACGCAUAUUUUCAAGUUAGAUAUCCAAAAGAAACUAUACCAUAUAUGGGAGUAAAAGUUUAUGAUAAAGUUUACUGUUUUAAAAGAAUGGCACAAGGAGGAAAGGUCUCUCCAAUUCAAUUUCAAUGUUUAGCAACAAAAAUAAUUAGUGAUCUGGGAGAAGGAUAUUUUGUAUAUAUUGAUGAUUUUGCAGUAUGUUCAAAUUCAACUUUGGAUGAUCAUAUCAAUAAAGUGAAAUUAUUGUUAAAUAAAUUAAGAGAAUAUGAUAUGAAAGUAAAUUUUGAAAAGUCCAGUAUUGGUGGAACAGAAAUUGAAUUUAUUGGAUAUAAUAUUUCUAAAAAGGGAGCAAAAAUAGCUACUAAAAAUAUAAAUGCUUUUAUGGAAAGAAAAGAACCAAGUACCAAGAAAGAAUUGGUAUCCUUUUUACAAUCAGCCAAUUAUUUUAGAGGAAACAUUCCUAGAUAUGCAAAUAUUACUUUACCUCUUCAGAAAAUGGUAAAUUCUUUAAGAUUUAAGUCUUCAAAAAUUGAGAAAAAUCUUGAAUAUGUAAAAGCUAUAGAAUUGACUAAAAAGGCAAUGAUGAACCCUCAAUAUUUGGUGAAAGCAUUACCAGAUGAUGUACUUUAUUUGGAAACUGACUGUAGCCAAGAAGCAGCAGGAGGGGUAAUAUAUAGAAAAAAUAAAGAUAAAGAAAAAGAAGUAAUCAUGUUCUAUAGUAAGAAAUUAAAGUCAUGUAAGAAAGAUAGAUGUAUCACAUAUUUGGAAUUAUAUGCCAUAAAUUUGGGAGUAAGAAAAUUUAAAGAAAUUCUAAUUGGACAUAAAGUAAUUAUCAAGACUGAUCAUAAACCUUUAAAAGGUUUAAUGAAUACAAAGGAAACAAAAUUCUUAGAACUUAUUAUGCCAUUACAAGAAUUGGAUUAUGAAAUUCACUAUAUACAAGGAAAAGAAAAUACUUGUGCAGAUUACUUUAGUAGAAUUUAUAAAAUUUCUGAAAAUAAGGAGAGAGUAGAAAAUAAAAAUAAUUUUCUAAGUGAAACUACUGAAAGUAUGGCAAAGAAUUUAUUUGAAGAAUAUCAUUUGAAAAAAGGGCAUUUAUCAAUUGCAAAAAUUAAGGAUGACUUGAUUAAAGAAUGUUAUAAAUUGAUGAUCUCAAAAUAUAAGGCUGUAAUGAUUAUAAAUAAAAUAAUGGAUAUGAUAAAGAAUUGUGAAACAUGUCAAUUGGAAAAUGACUUAAAAAGAAGAAAAAGGGAUAAAGCAAAUCCUCAAAAUGUUUUGGAAAUAUUAUAUAUGGAUUUUAUGUAUUUAGAAAAUCACACAAUAUUGGUAGCUGAAGACGGAUACUCGCGUUAUAUAUGGGCAGAAGAAAGUCCACAGGCAGAUGAACAAGUAGUUAUACAAUUACUAAAUAAAAUAUUGGACCAAUGCCAAAUAAAAAUAAAAGAAAUAAGGGCAGAUAAAGCCAAAGUAUUUAAAGGAAAAGAAUUUUUGGUAUUUUUGAAGAAAAAUGAUAUUAAAAUAAAUUAUGCUGUAUCCUAUGAACAUUAUGCAAAUUCCAAAGUGGAAAGGGCCAUAAGAACUCUUAGACUUGUGUUAAAGAAGAUGGAACCUGAGAUAACACAUAGAGGAAGAGCAGGUUUCAAAAACAAAUUAAAAGAAGCUUGCAGAAUAAUGAACACGUCAGUUCAUGGAGCUACUAAAGUUAAGCCUUUCAAUUUAAUAUACAAUUAUGGAGAGCAAGAUGGGCAAGUAUUAGAAAAUGUUUCUGAUGAAAGAAUAAAAGCACUAAUUAAUAAUGCCAUAAAUGAAUCACCAGAGAAAAGAAUUGUGUAUAGAAAACUUAAGAAUAAUAAAGGUGGAAAUGAAUUAGCGACUAUAAAGGAAGUGGAUAAUGUAACUGAUGUAAUGGUAAAGCCUAUGAAUGAAAAGGAUUCAAGAAAGACUAUAUCUUUAAGUGGUUAUAAGAAUAGACUUUAUUCUCAGGAAAAAGGGAGAAGUUAG
Messenger RNA from Strongyloides ratti, 4083 nucleotides. Its product is annotated as Reverse transcriptase domain and Integrase,catalytic core domain and Zinc finger, CCHC-type domain and Ribonuclease H-like domain and Aspartic peptidase domain-containing protein. Lineage: Eukaryota; Metazoa; Nematoda; Chromadorea; Rhabditida; Strongyloididae. The coding region runs from base 1 to 4083 and encodes 1360 amino acids. Gene Ontology annotation, molecular function: nucleic acid binding; zinc ion binding. The record is from RefSeq and is a predicted model, not a curated record. Gene Ontology annotation, biological process: DNA integration. The transcript has a single exon.